Armigeres subalbatus is the source of this 1362-nucleotide messenger RNA. RefSeq lists its product as uncharacterized. Gene Ontology annotation, molecular function: DNA binding. NCBI's taxonomy places the organism in Eukaryota, Metazoa, Arthropoda, Insecta, Diptera, Culicidae. Gene Ontology annotation, cellular component: nucleus. The transcript is spliced from 3 exons. The record is from RefSeq and is a predicted model, not a curated record. Bases 124 to 1362 code for a protein of 412 amino acids.
CGUCGAACGCUGAUCAACUAUUUGAAACAUCCGGAUCGGCAGAUUGAUACUUGCGACUUGGGUCGCUUUCAUCCAGUGUUUAAUCCGCAGCAGGAGGACGAGCUCGUUCAGCAUAUACUAAACAUGGAACAACGACUUUUUGGACUGACAACUCGCGACUUCAGAAGCUUGGCGUUCCAGCUCGCGGUGAAGAACAAAAUUAAACAUCCUUUCAACACCGAGUCCCAAUUGGCCGGUGAAGAUUGGUUACAUGGUUUCCGUCAACGCCACCCUGAACUGUGUCUAUGUAUUCCUGAGGCAGCAUCCGCGGCCCGCGCUGCAGGAUUCAACCGAGUGGCGGUAUCGAAUUUUUUCGCUAUUCUUCAGGCUGUCAAGGAAGCUAAAGAUUUCCCAGCGAGCCGAACGUACAAUGUUGAUGAAACAUCAGCUGUGACCGUGCAAACCAAAAAAUCAAAAGUGCUGGCGCUGAAAGGAAGACGACAGGUGGGCUGCCUGACUUCCGCUGAGAGAGGUGUCUUGACCACAGCUUGUGUAUGUAUGUCAGCAACGGGGUACUACAUACCUCCUAUGCUCAUAUUCCCGCGAGCACGCCUCACGGAGUCCCUGAAGACUGGUGCCCCGCCGGAAACUCUAUUCAGUUGCAACGGUAGUGGUUGGAUGACAAUGACCGAUUUCAAUACGUGGUUCGAUCACUUUUUGGAGCACAGCCGGCCGACAGCUGCAGCUCCAGUGUUGCUGAUUCUAGAUGGGCACGUCACGCAUACCAAAAACAUAGCCUUCUUCGAAAAAGCCCAGCAAAACCACGUGACGGUGGUUAGUUUGCCUCAUCAUUGCGGCCAUCGUAUGCAGCCCCUCGAUGUGAGUUUCAUGGCUCCCCUCAAAUCGAGCUUUUCGAAAGCAAUCGAAGCUUUCCUCAGGCGGAAUCCGGGAAAGGUUGUCACAGUCAAUGAUGUGAGUGCCUUGUUCGGAGAAGCCUACUUGAAGACCGCAACAUCUUCUGUGGCACAGAGUGGAUUCAAAGCUACAGGAAUUGUACCCUUUAAUCAGUUCAUUUUCACUGCGGCCACUGUCACUCUUGAAGAUAUCCUUCCGUUACCAAAGGUAACCGUCAAGAAACUUCGUAAGAAGUCAAGGCGUGAAAAGGCAACAGAAUUGACUUCAAGUCCCUCCCGGCGAAGUCUCAAAGGGUUUCGUGCUUCGAAUGACAUAAAACAACUUCAGAAGUCGAAACGCAGAUCUAGAGUUACUCCGAAACAUUCGCGAAAGUCAAAAGUUGGUGAGCAAACCUCAUUACAAGAUACACUGUGCGACAACUGUGGAAUGGUUUUCAGUUUGUCUGAAGACGGGACAGGUUGGAAAUAA